Molecule: messenger RNA, 2134 nt
Organism: Chlamydomonas reinhardtii
Lineage: Eukaryota; Viridiplantae; Chlorophyta; Chlorophyceae; Chlamydomonadales; Chlamydomonadaceae
Exons: 2
Coding region: 63-308 (81 amino acids)
Source: RefSeq, a predicted model, not a curated record
CGUAUUUGUCAUCAGCUCCUAUAGCUCAGCAGGUGCGCGCCCUGGAGCGGGACAACUUCAACAUGCUGCGCGCGAUCCAGAAUCUGCAGAAGAUCAAACCAGGCGGGCCGCGGCUACGCCAGUCUCUGGCCCCGCGGCCGCUGGGUGGUGGUGCAGCCGGGGUGACGGGCGGCUCAGGCGCUGCGUCCAUGCCGCCGCACCAGCAGCAGCAGCAGCAACAGCAGCAGCAGCAGCUGUUGCACCAGUCUUUGGCCCCGCGGCCGCUGGGUGGUGGUGCCGCUGGGGCGACGGGCAGUAUGGCGAGUUGAUGUGGGUUGGGUCCCGUGAAGACGCCCGCUGGCCAGACUUCCCCCACUCCUUGCGCUGUUGCAUCCACACAUGUGCUCCGGCUGUGGAGCCUCCGGCAGCGCCUGUGUGCACGGGGGGAGGAGCGAGGUUAAGUAGCCCGCGGAAAAUGACAAAAGGGUGGUGGGGCCGUGGGGGUUGGCGUGCCCCGGCCUAAAUUUCAAAAGCGCUCCCAUACGGGAUUGAACCGUAGACCUUGCGGUACCAUUGACACCCGAGCGUACUCGGGAAGGUUGGGCUAACAGCCGCACGCUCUACCUGCUGAGCUAUAGGAGCUGAUGACAUACACGUUAAUUAGGGCGUAUACAAUGCCUGGUAUACAGUCUUAACACACCCACGGGCGGCGGCGUGGGCGGCGGCGGGAUAAGGCGAGAUUUCGUUUCCUUGAAGCAUCUUCGAUAACAAGACGCGGCACAAGGCCAACGAUAGCGCAUUCAACUGACCCAACCAGCCUCAGCUCGCUCACUCGGUCACUUGGAAUGCCGUAUGGGUGUGCGAUAUGUGUGUGAUGGGACAGAGUUUAGGCCGUUUUAGGCAGGUUGGCGAGGUCCCAUAGGGUGCAGCUGAUGCCCAUACCCCAAGCAGACAGCAAACAGUUUGCAGUGGCAGAGCAGAAGUGCAUGGCUGGUCGAGCGCCGGAGUUACUGUACCGACAAGUUGCUGGCUGGCUGGAAGUUUGCUGAUGCGCAUUCCUCACGCUCCGGGCGCCCGGCCAGGCGAUAGCACCACACAGACACACCGCAACGCCACACUCGCGAUGCAGAGCCGAAGAUGACCAGCGUCCACGGAUGAGCACCAGAGGCAACCGCAGAGAAAAUGCAGACAGAAUGCAGCAAAGCAGUGGCCGGGCGACAGUGUGACAAGCAGGGGCGAAAGCAGGGCGAGGCAGAAAAGGGAGCCCGAAUGUACGGAUGAGUGCCGGCGGGCGAGUCGAAUGCGAUUGCGAGACAAACACAACCGGAGUGUGAGGAAGCGCCGCGGGUUGGCAUCAGGGAACCCCUGGUUGGCAUUGGGACUGUCGCGGCUGAAGUUCGGGACAGAGCUGUAUCGCGCGCCCUAAGGACCGAGUGCGGUUAGCGGAAGGUUUGCUGGCGAUGCGCGCUGGCGCUUGCGCUGCAGUGUAGUGUGAGAAGAGAGGCAAAUAUAAAGCAGGAAGAAGGAUGAAGUGGGCAGCUGGCAGGAGUGUGCGAUGAUGGCGGGCGCUACUGACGAGUGAGACGGGCACAGUCGGUAGCAGCUGCCUGGUGAGCACGACGUUCUACAGCAUCCCCCAUUCACGUGACUUCACCAACCUGCCUUACCACUGUCCCAUCGCAUAUCCACGUGCCUUUGUCCGUUCUAUUAUCAUGUUGCAUGUGCACCUGACGGUUCGGGGCGGGGGGAGGGUAAGGUUGCUGAAGGGGCUUGGGUGGGAGUGGGGAAUGAGGUGGGUGGAUGUGUGAUGGGACAGGGUUCAAGGCAGGUUGGCGAGGUCCCGUAGGGGGGUUGUAAAUACCAGCCCAAACUAAACCAAUGAGGGGAUGAGCUGGGUGGAUGAUGGGACGAUGGGUAGGAUGGCAGGGUUAUAUGCCCGAGCCCAAUGAAGAGGUCCCGAUUACCGUAUUAAGGAACCGUGUUCCAACCCAGGAGUGCAAGUGCAGUGCAAGACAAGCGCUAGAUAUGACCUGCAGACUCGGUCAUGUGGGCGGUGGUGUGAUUGACGUGGACAACAUGCUUCAAGGAAACGAAAUGCGCACGAUGCUAGAGGAGGUGUGGACCUACGUGGACAUUGUCACCUACCCAGGCUCGG